AAGAAGAAGAAGAAGAAGAAGAAGAAGAAGAAGAAGAAAAGGACAAGAACAUAAGACGACGACGACGUACGGUAGAGUGGAAUAGAGUGCGUGUUUGUGUGUAUGUGAGUGAGAAAGAGGAAGAAAAGGUGCAAGGGAAGAAAGAAAAGCAGCCGGUAUAUUCUCUUCAUUUUUGCACGUCGCUACUCUCUCUCCUCUCUCUUUCUUUCUUUCUUUCUUUCUUUCUUUCUUUCUUUCUUUUUCUAUAUUUCUUUCAUUAUCUUUAUCUAUCUAUUUAUCCAUCUAUCUAUAUACCACUAUCUCUCUUUUUUUUUACUGUCUUUCGCUUUCACGCACGUGUGUUCCUUUAUAAAGUGUAGUAGUGUCGUGUGUGUGUCGUUGCCUAUACAUCGUCGACCGACAAAUCGUUGCUGCUGCUGUCGUCAUCGUCAUUGUUUUUGUUAUCCGUUGUCGUCGUCGUCGUCGUCGUUAUUGUCAUUGUCAUUGUCAUUGUCAUUGUCAUUGUUAUUAUCAUCGUAAUUUGUUCUUUUGCACGCUAAAGUACCGAGAAAAUUUGUCGGGCGUGUAAACGAAGAGAAAAAAGAGUGAAGAAAGGAGGAAGUGAAAGAGAAGGAGAAAGAGGAGUAGCAGGAGGAGGAGGAGGAGGUGAGAGAAAAGUGAAAAAAAAAAAAUAACGACAUCAAAAUGUGGAGUGCAAUGUGUGACGUGAUGCCAACGAUCGCGGAGGACAGCAUAAGUCAAAGAAGUUCGCAGUUCUCUGGCGAGGAUGCGAACUUCGAACAAUUAAUGGUUUCGAUGUUGGACGAAAGGGACAAGUUAAUGGAUUCGUUGCGGGAGUGUCAAGAACGGGUCCAAGAAGCCGAAGCCAGAGUCAGGGAACUCGAAAAGGAACGAGACUCCCUUAAUCGUCAAAUUUAUGCCAACAUUCCUCAGGAACUUUCACAAUUGACGAAGGAAUUAGCAGCAGCUCGUGAAAACAUUUUACAGAGAGAAGAAGAAAUAUCAGAAUUGAAAGCAGAACGCAACAACACACGUCUUCUACUAGAACAUCUAGAAUGUUUGGUUUCUCGACACGAACGAUCGCUGAGGAUGACGGUCGUAAAACGUCAAGCCGCUGCACAAUCGGGCGUGUCGUCAGAAGUUGAAGUACUAAAAGCUUUAAAGAGUUUGUUCGAACAUCACAAAGCUUUGGACGAGAAGGUACGCGAACGAUUGCGUGUAGCUCUUGAAAGGAAUACGACCCUCGAAGAGGAACUGGCCCAUACCAAAGAAGAGCUUCAACAGUAUAAAGUAAGUGGAAUUACGCCUAAAGCCACCGAUGACAAACCUAAAGAAAAUGGUCAAACGGAUGACGGUCAACAACAAAACAAGAAUGAGACUGAGCAGGCUGAAAGUCAGCAGGAGCCACAGCAGCAGCUUCCACAGCAGCUACAACAACAACAACAGCAACAGCAGCAGUUACAACAGCAACACGCAAUACAAAAGCUAGGUACAGAGAAGCCAACAGAGAUAGCAAGCAGAUUGAGCAAUGGCAGUCUUGACCCAUCCGACCAGGAUUCGGCAGUACGAGUAAUAGAUUUGCAAGCCACUCUUGAUAAACAGAGUACUGAAUUAAAUACAUGGCAACGACGUGUAGCGGAAUUGAGCGGACGAGUUGCAGAAUUAGAAGAAACCCUUUCUAAAACCCAAAAGGAUCUUCUUAAAACUCAAGAGAUCAAUGUUAAGUUGCAAAGAGAUCUGUGUGAAAAUGUUGCGCAGAAAGAGGACCAAGAAGAAAGGAUUGCAACUCUUGAGAAACGUUAUCUCAAUGCUCAACGGGAAUCAACUAGCUUACAGGAUCUCAAUGAGAAAUUAGAACAGGAGCUUCAACAUAAGAAGGCUCAAUUGAAGCUUCAAGAAGAAAAGAUAGCAGCUAUACAAGAAAAAUUGGAACUUGCAGAACAAAAAUUAACUCAAUAUUCUAAAUUACCUGAAAUGGAAGAACAAUUAAAGCAGAGGAUGGAGGCUCUGACCCAGGUGAGGAGGCCCAACCAGCAGGCUCAGGAGAGGCAUGGUAGCGCAGAGGAUAGAAUACAAAGGUUAGAAGCACAAUUAGAAGAGAAAAAUGCAGAAGUAAUGCGCGUCAAUCAACGACUUAAGAUGAACGAGGAACAUAACACUCGAUUGAGCGCAACUGUUGAUAAACUUUUAUCUGAAUCUAAUGAUAGGCUACAAACGCAUUUAUCAGAAAGAAUGAAGGCAAUAGACGAAAAGAAUGUGAUAAUGCAGGAACUUGAGAAAACGAGAAAAAUAGCUGAAGAUUUACAAAAUGAAAAAGCAGAUAUCGUUAAAGAGCUAGGAAAAGCACGUCUUGAAAUUGACAAUGUAAAGAGACAAAUGCUUCAGCAAGAAAUUGCUUUCAAUAUUCAACAAACGGACGCAUUGACUAGAAGUCUUUCUCCAAAUGCCGCGGAUCCUGGUUCAUUUUCUAGAAGCGCAAGUCAUAGUAGUUUUGACACGCACUCGUUACCUAGAAGAGGAGGGAAAAGAGCUGCAAUGGAAGAGGAUGCAUCGAAGAAUUACGUAGUACGUACUCUUGCGGAACAAGAAUGGGAGAAACUGCAACAAGCUCAUGUUCUAGCAAAUGUGCAACAAGCAUUUGAUGUUUCAAGCGAUGCAGAAGGUGACGGUGAUAAUGAAAGUAUCUUCAGUUGUUCGGCGGAGGUAAUUAGUCCGGCGGGACACACCGAUGCUCAAACACUUGCGCUGAUGCUGCAAGAACAAUUAGACGCCAUUAAUAAUGAGAUUAGAUUGAUUCAGGAAGAAAAGCAGAACACGGAAGCACGAGCAGAAGAAUUAGAAUCUCGAGUAGGUAGUUUUGAACAUAUGAAUUUAUUAGCAAGAGGACGCAGUCUCGAGCGAGCGUCACCUCCAUUAAGCGGUCGCUCUACACCAAAAUCACAUCAUAGCCCUAACAGAGAUUAUUUACAUAAAUAUCACACAGCACCAGCAUCAAUGUCACCUGCUCAUUUACAUCAGUAUGCUGCAUCCCUUGCUAGUCCUGGACAACUUUCAGAAUCGCUUCCUGCAAGCCAGUUGCAGUUGUCCGGAGAAGAACUGCACUCGGUGAGUGAAAGAGACAGCGUCGGUGGUGCUGGAAGUGUUAGCAGCGAUGCUGCUUCCCCGUUGACGGCCAGAUCGCUUAGAUUAGAGCGCGUUGUGCAAGCACUUGCUCAUAGCCAGGAAGAAUUAAGAAGACGUACUGGACAAACAGGAUUUCCCAGCAGCGGCUUUUCCCCGCACAGCAGGCAUGGACAACAUAGCAACGGCGCACUCAAUUCUGGGACUCCUCCUUCCCCAUUGUCCUCACGCCACAGUAGCCAGGACAGUUUACACAAGAACAAUCUAUCCAGUGUUGGACUACCUAUUGGACAAUUGUCGAGUUCCCAUCUACACAUGCAAGCAACCAUGAGUCCAGCGACAGCAGCUGCAGUGGCAGCAGCUCAGAAGAAAAAAGGCAUAAAGAGUAGUCUUGGCAGAUUUUUCAGUAAAAAAGAAAAAAUAAAGGGAAAGGAUACAACGAUGCCCGGAGAUGUACCUGGUAUGGGAGGUGCAAGUACACCUGCAGAUCCCGAUUAUGGGGAUAGCGUUGCCGUGGCAGGAACAUUAGGAAGCAAGAGUGAUUUUGAUCGAAGGAAAAAGAAAAGUCCCAGUAUGUUUGGUAGUAUGCUGGAUUCUUCGCGACAUGAGUUACUGGCCGAAGCAAUGAAAGCUGGGACACCUUUUGCUCUUUGGAACGGACCAACUGUUGUUGCUUGGUUGGAGCUUUGGGUUGGCAUGCCUACCUGGUACGUUGCGGCGUGUCGAGCUAACGUCAAAAGUGGUGCUAUAAUGAGUGCACUGAGUGACACUGAAAUACAACGCGAGAUUGGUAUUAGUAACUCUUUACACCGACUGAAAUUGAGGCUAGCCAUUCAAGAGAUGGUAUCACUUACAAGUCCAUCCGCGCCUAAAACUUCUCGUACAACUUUAGCUUUUGGAGAUAUGAAUCACGAAUGGAUUGGAAAUGUAUGGUUACAGAGUCUUGGAUUACCCCAAUAUCGAUCCACUUUCAUGGAGUGCCUUGUUGACGCUAGAAUGUUGGAUCAUCUAACUAAAAAGGAUUUGCGCGGUCAACUUAGAAUGAUUGAUAGUUUUCAUAGAACAAGUUUGCAGUACGGAAUUUCGUGUUUGAAGAGAUUAAAUUAUGAUAGACCACAAUUAGAAGAAAGGAGACGAUUGGCGGAAGGAACUAACGCAGAUGUUCUUGUGUGGAGUAACGAUCAAGUUAUACGAUGGGUGCAAUCAAUUGGUCUAAAGGAAUAUGGAAACCAUCUAUUAGAAUCUGGGGUUCACGGUGCCCUAAUUGCUUUAGAUGAAAGUUUUGAUGCAAAUAGUUUUGCUCUUACUUUGCAAAUUCCUACACAGAAUACACAGGCAAGGCAACUUUUAGAAAUGGAAUUUGAAAAUUUAUUAAGGGUAGGAACAGAGAGGCGAGUGGACGAUUCUAAUAUGAAAUCCUGAUCCAACAGAUUGCCCCAUCUUCAACCCCAUCAUGUCUAGUCGAGAACCCCAGCUAUUACUACUGUCUGUACGCAAGUGUGUUGUAAAAGUUGUAAGAGCUUUAAGUAUCAACCUAAAGAUAUCUUCGUACUGUUACGCCAUGUGGCACGCGGUAAUAAUAAUGAUAUUAUACAUAGAUGCAUGAACGUAAAAUUGCAACGUAAAGAAAAAACGAUUGUAUUUAUUGUACGUUCAAAACCGAUCUCUUUAAAAUGUUUCCUUCAUUUCUAUGAUCGCACAUUUUGAUGACGAUCCGCGUGCCAUAUACUUUGACAAGAAAUACCUACGCGUAAAUUAUUUUCUUAUAGAUACCGAAAUGUAGGAGGUGGUCAUGUGUCGCAUCUGCAUUCAAAGGAAUUGCAGUAUAUAUCUCCUCGAAGGCCAAACAAUAUGAGUUGAAUACAAUCACGACAAUAAAUCCGCCUCGUUUGACUUGUUAUGUUUUUACGGGUAACAGAUCAAUUGUAGUUUAGUAAUAUAUUGUUACAUGGCACUCCUCUAGAUAUUCAACCACAGCUAUUGCACUCUUCUUGUAUUAUAACUCGUGUACUUAUAUAAUAAUUCUGCAUAUAAAAAAGAACGGCUUAUGUGUCGUUGUAACUAGCACAAAAUGAACAAUUAAAAAGAAAGAAAAAAAUCUAAGAAAUUUUACAAUGAUGCAGUAAUAUACACUCGGGGAAUCGUUAAUAUUUUAUAUACAAAGAAACGGGGACUGCGUUCUAUGUUUCUGUGUCUGUAAGAGGACAAUGAUGAGCUAACAAAGUUUACUUUAUGUAUUUUACUUUUUUCACAAGCAGAACUUUAGAGUACUCAUUUGUUUCUGUUUUCUUAUUUUGACGAAUUUUGAAUGUGUAGAGUCACACACACACAUAUAUGUGUAUAUAUAUAUACAUAUAUACGCAUUAUAUAUACAUUACA
Polistes dominula (European paper wasp) is the source of this 5499-nucleotide messenger RNA. It is a transcript of the gene Liprin-alpha, whose product is annotated as PTPRF interacting protein alpha. Gene Ontology annotation, molecular function: protein binding. Gene Ontology annotation, biological process: synapse organization. Lineage: Eukaryota; Metazoa; Arthropoda; Insecta; Hymenoptera; Vespidae. Gene Ontology annotation, cellular component: presynaptic active zone. The record is from RefSeq and is a predicted model, not a curated record.